CAGGUAUCAAUCCAAUCACUUGAAUCUAGUUCUGUCUCAACUUUUGCCUGCAUCUUUACUCAAAAUGGCUGCAAUCACCCAAAUUCAACCCUCUGACGGCAAACCAGCCUCUGUGGGAUUUCAUUACCCCCAAAAGGAACAAAUUCCACCAGAUUCUAUCGGUACCGAUCAGAUUCUAGUAUCUUUUCUCUUCUCCCCAAUCAACCCCCAAGACCUUCUUGUACUUGCAGGUCGCUACCCAGUCAAGCCGCUGCAUACCCUGGACAACGAGCCUGUCCUGGGUUAUGACGGCGUGGCUUGCGUCGAAGCAGUGGGUCCUCUCUCUUCCCCGGAGACGACCCACAUUCGGCCCGGAGACUUGAUUGUUCCGCGUCGACAUGGAUUGGGAACCUGGAGAAGCCAAGCCAUUCUUAGCGUGACGGAUGUCAUUCCCCUGUCGCCUACUAAUGAUUUGUUUGGCGCAUCUCUUUUGCGUAUGGCCUUUCUGCCGGCUUACCUCCUUGUUGAGGAUAUGCGUGACUUGAAGCCUGGCGAUUGGAUCAUCCAGAAUGCAGGUUCUGGAACCAUCGCGAGACUUGUCGCGCAGUUUGCUCGCCUCAAGGGUGUUCGUACCUGCAGUGUCGUGCGUGAUCGGGAGGGUAGCACUUUCGAUGCCCUCAAGACCGAUCUGCAUAGCCAGGGCGUAGAGAUCGUAAUUACCGAAGACGACCUCGCUAAACAUGGUACGCAGGCUUCGGCAGAACUCGCGGAUGCAGCUUCUAGGGGUCGUGUCGUGCUCGCCAUCGACGCUGUCUUUGGCGAAUCCGGCGAGAGACUUGCAAAUGCGCUUUCCCAUGGCGGAACAUAUGUCAACUAUGGGUCUCUCGGCGGAGCAAGCGGAAUCCUUGGCCUAUCUCAGCGGCUGUUGUUCUGGUCAGAGGUUACCUUUCGGAACUUCCGUCUCUCUGAACAGUUGAAGGCUCGGACUGCGGCGGAGCAGGAAUCUCUGUUGUUGUGGUUCCAAGACUUGCUUGCUCGCGGACUUCUGCGUACGCCACCUGUGGAGACCAUUCAGGUUCCUCGGGAUGUUGACGGCAGGGAUGAAUUUGAGCGGCGUGUGAGGGAGGUAGUCAAUGCAGGUCCUGCUGACAAGGUGGGAAGGGUGAAGCAGGUUUUGCAGUUUGGUAGGAUCUAGCUGCAUAUGCGUAUUGUGAGGAUCAACACAAGUAGUGGAAAUUAAGAUUAGGCAGUAAUGUAACCCUUUCAUGCAUGAAAAA
Messenger RNA from Fusarium redolens, 1256 nucleotides. RefSeq lists its product as uncharacterized. The transcript has a single exon. Gene Ontology annotation, biological process: fatty acid metabolic process. Gene Ontology annotation, molecular function: trans-2-enoyl-CoA reductase (NADPH) activity. NCBI's taxonomy places the organism in Eukaryota, Fungi, Ascomycota, Sordariomycetes, Hypocreales, Nectriaceae. The coding region runs from base 65 to 1174 and encodes 369 amino acids. The record is from RefSeq and is a predicted model, not a curated record. Gene Ontology annotation, cellular component: mitochondrion.